Molecule: messenger RNA, 3330 nt
Organism: Mangifera indica (mango)
Lineage: Eukaryota; Viridiplantae; Streptophyta; Magnoliopsida; Sapindales; Anacardiaceae
Product: protein argonaute 5
Exons: 22
Coding region: 147-3092 (981 amino acids)
Biological process (GO): regulatory ncRNA-mediated post-transcriptional gene silencing
Cellular component (GO): cytoplasm
Molecular function (GO): RNA binding; protein binding
Source: RefSeq, a predicted model, not a curated record
UUUCGGUAUUUGGCGAAUAUUUGUUCUUUAUAUAUUCUUCUAAACCCACCCUUUCGUAUCUCGUUUCAGCACAUCAAAAAUUUGCUCUCAAUUUCUCACUCUAACAUUUGUUCCAACACCUCCCGAAUUUCUCUCUUUCAACCAAAAUGUCUCGCCGUGGUGGUGGUCGCCGCUCUGAUUCACGGCCGGCUGAGCCGGCUCCGGUACGCGAUCAGUCAUUUCAGCGUGGCACAGGUCGUAGUGGUGGUGGUCGUGGUCGUCGUCCUGGUCAAGGCGGCGGACGUAGAGGUUCAUACUCUGGUGUUGCUGAGACAUUAGCUCCGACGCAGGCUCCGGCUCCAACUCCAGCUCUGACUCCGACUCCGGCACCGGCUCCGGCUCCAGCUCCUGUGCCUGAGUGUGGUUCAUCUUCUUCUACUUCUCUGAGCCAGGAGAUGCAACAACGGUUAACUUUGGGGACACAGGCUCCGGCAGUGGCCUCUACUUCGUCAAAGGCCCUGAGAUUUCCCGCGAGGCCUGGCUUUGGGACACAAGGCCACAAAUGUGUUGUCAGGGCCAAUCACUUUAUGGUCCAAGUAGCUGAUAAAGAUAUCCAUCAUUAUGAUGUGACGAUAACUCCUGAAGUCACAUCAAAGAAAAUCAACAGAGAUGUGAUCGCUCAACUUACUCGCGUUUACCGUGAGAGUCAUUUGGGUCAACGAAUUCCUGCAUAUGAUGGACGGAAAAGCAUCUAUACGGCUGGGGCGCUGCCUUUCGAUUCAAAGGAAUUUAUAGUGAAGUUAAGCGACAAAGAUGGCGAGGGGAGCUCUUCUCGGUCGUCAAAAAAGGACCGUCAAUUUAAGGUGACAAUAAAGUUGGCUUCGAAACCUGACCUGUAUACAUUACAACAAUUCUUAAGGAGUAGGCACAUGGAGGCACCGCAGGACAUUAUACAAGUGCUUGAUGUUGCACUAAGAGCAUCUCCUUCAGAGAAUUACUCUGUUGUAGGGAGAUCUUUUUUCUCUCCUAGUUUGGGGCCCAAAGGUGAACUUGGAGAUGGCAUUGAAUAUUGGAAAGGAUACUUUCAGUCUCUUAGGCCAACCCAGAUGGGAUUGUCCCUUAAUAUUGACAUUUCAGCACGAUCUUUUUACGAGCCAAUUCUAGUUACUGAAUUUCUUGUGAAGUAUUUUAAUCAUAGAGAGUUAACAAGGCCUCUAACUGAUCAAGAUCGUAUAAAGGUGAAAAAGGCCUUGAAGGGAGUCAAGGUAUUACUUACUCAUACAGAAUAUGCUAAAAGCUACAAGAUCACAGGGAUGUCUGCUCUCCCAAUCAGCCAAUUGACGUUUACUCCCGAUGACAAAACAACUAAAAUGUCAGUUGUUCAAUAUUUCCGUGAGAAAUACAAGAUUGGACUCAAAUAUACAUUUUUGCCUGCUCUUCAAGCUGGGAGUGAUGCAAAACCUAUAUAUUUGCCCAUGGAGAUUAGUAGGAUAGUUGAUGGGCAAAGAUAUACAAAAAAGCUAAAUGAAAGACAAGUAACUGCUCUGUUAAGGGCAACCUGUCAGCGUCCUUCAGAUAGGGAGAGGAACAUUGCGGAGAUGGUUAGAAGAAACAAUUACAAUGGAGAUAAGUUUGCUAAGGAGUUUGGGAUUCAAGUGGGUGCUGAACUUGCCCAGGUUGAUGCUCGAAUACUGCCUCCACCAGUGCUUAAUUAUCAUGAAAGCAGCCGCGAAAAAAUGGUUAAUCCCAGAUUAGGGCAGUGGAACAUGAUUAACAAGAAAAUGGUCAAUGGUGGGCAGGUUGAAUUUUGGACAUGUGUGAGCUUUUCCACUCGUACAAACCGGGAUCUGCCAUUCCAAUUCUGUGAGGAGCUGGUGAAUAUGUGUAGAAGUAAAGGAAUGGUAUUCAACCCGACGCCUGUAAUUCCCAUUCAUCCAGCUAACCCAAACCAAAUUGAGAAUGCUCUCAGAGAUAUUCACAGGAAGUCUACAGCAGAAAUUGCAAGGAAGGGCCCGCAAGGAAAGAAGCUUCAGUUGUUAAUUAUUAUUUUACCUGAUUUUACAGGGUCAUAUGGAAUGAUUAAGCGGAUUUGUGAAACAGAAUUAGGUAUUAUCUCACAAUGCUGUCAGCCCAGACAGGCUUCAAAGCUCAGUAAGCAGUAUUGUGAAAAUGUGGCCCUGAAGAUCAAUGUGAAGGUUGGAGGUAGGAAUACUGUGCUGAAUGAUGCUAUUCAAAGAAGAAUUCCUCAUGUGACAGAUCGCCCCACAAUUAUAAUUGGUGCGGAUGUUACCCAUCCACAGCCUGGGGAGGACUCUAGUCCGUCAAUAGCAGCUGUUGUUGCUUCAAUGGAUUGGCCAGAGUUAACCAAGUACAGAGGUUUAGUGUCUGCUCAGGCACACCGUGAGGAAAUUAUCCAAGAUCUUUAUAGUACCAGUGAGGAUCCUAGGAGGGGAUUGGUACAGGGAGGAAUGAUUAGGGAGCUAUUAAUUGCAUUUAGAAGGUCAACUGGACAUAAACCUCAUCGGAUUAUUUUCUAUCGAGAUGGUGUUAGUGAAGGGCAAUUUAGUCAAGUCUUGUUAUAUGAGAUGACUGCCAUUCGAAAGGCAUGUAGCUCACUGGAGGAGGGAUAUAUGCCUCCAGUUACCUUUGUUGUGGUGCAGAAAAGACAUCAUACCCGGCUGUUUCCUGCUGACCAUAGAAAUCGUGACCUUACUGACAGGAGUGGCAAUAUUCUACCGGGUACUGUUGUUGAUACCAAGAUUUGCCACCCUACCGAGUUCGAUUUUUACCUCAACAGCCAUGCUGGAAUUCAGGGAACCAGUCGGCCAACACACUAUCAUGUGUUAUACGAUGAGAAUGGCUUCAGUGCUGAUGACUUGCAAAUUCUGACAAAUAAAUUGUGUUACACGUAUGCAAGGUGCACUCGAUCAGUUUCCAUUGUACCUCCGGCAUAUUAUGCACAUUUAGCAGCUUUUCGUGCACGAUACUAUAUAGAAGGAGAUACAUCUGACAGUGGCUCUACUCGAAGUGGGAGUGAGGGCAGGGCCACAGGGGAGUUCAGACCACUUCCAGUUAUUAUGGAUAACGUGAAAGAUGUGAUGUUUUACUGUUAGAACUUUUGCUUUAUGAAAGGAUGCUAGGUUUCUGUGCAAUGUUUGCACCUUUGUAAGAGUCUGUGCGUCCGGAAAAUUUGGGGAAGGGAAAGUAUACUGAUGUCUUUUUGGUUCAUGGUUUUCUAGUUGUGGUUCUGGAAAAAUAUUUUCCAUAGGCUGGUGGAAAUUCAGUUCAUGUAAAUCCAUACACGCCUUAUAAUUAAAGAAAUCCCAGUCUGGUUAUUAUUUCUCCUUUUUA